Messenger RNA from Catharus ustulatus (Swainson's thrush), 13305 nucleotides. Its product is annotated as mucin-5AC-like. The transcript has 36 exons. The record is from RefSeq and is a predicted model, not a curated record. Gene Ontology annotation, molecular function: protein binding. Bases 1 to 13305 code for a protein of 4434 amino acids. Gene Ontology annotation, cellular component: extracellular matrix. Lineage: Eukaryota; Metazoa; Chordata; Aves; Passeriformes; Turdidae.
AUGAAGGUGGUGAAACACUGGAACUGGCUGCUGAGAGAAUCUGUGGAUGUGCCAUCUCUGGGCCAGGCGAGCUCGGAUGGGUCCCGCUUUUCCCCUGACAAGGUCGUGAGGGCUCAGAUCGGCUCAGGGCCGUGCAGGCUCGUACUUUCGGCUUCUAUCAGAAUUUCAGCUAACUUGAACUUCAUCCCACCACUGCUGACAAAUCUAGCAAUAACACCUGCUAAUCCUGCUCACAAUGGCCGUGUGUGCAGCACAUGGGGCAACUUCCACUUCAAGACCUUUGACGGAGACAUAUUCACCUUCCCUGGGCUCUGUAAUUAUGUUUUUGCCUCCCACUGCAACGCUCCCUACGAGGACUUCAACAUCCAGAUUAGGCGUGAAGUGGUGGCAAACAUUCCAACAAUCAACCGCAUCACCAUGAAACUUGAAGGUGUCGUGGCAGAACUGACAAAAGAUGCUGUCAUGGUCGAUGGCAACAGAGUUCAACUGCCAUACAGUCAAUCUGGUAUUACGAUAGAGAAGAGCAGCAUUUAUGUGAAAGUUGGCAGCAAAAUCGGUGUUGUGUUAUUGUGGAAUGAAAAGGACAGCAUCCUGCUGGAAUUGAAUGAGAAAUAUGCCAAUCAGACUUGUGGACUUUGUGGUGACUUCAACGGCUUUCCCAUAUACAACGAGUUUGUUUCAAACAAUAUUAAGAUGACAGCCUUGCAAUUUGGGAAUAUGCAGAAAAUGGAUGGGCCAACAGAACACUGUGAUGACUCCACUACUAUCCCAACAUAUAACUGCCCUGAUAAUCUUGAUAACAUAUGUGAGAAAACAUUGACCAGCUCUGCAUUUGCAGACUGUAAUGACCUAGUUGAUGUUCAAGAUUACAUCAAAGCUUGCCAAGACGAUUUAUGCCGUUCUGCCGAAUCUGAAAACAGCUCGUGCAUCUGUGACACCUUUGCUGAGUACUCCCGGCAGUGUGCUCAUGCUGGUGGGCAGCCCCUGGACUGGAGAACUUCAAAACUGUGCCCCAAGACGUGUCCUUACAACAUGCAGUACCAGGAGUGCAACUCCCCCUGUGCUGAUACUUGCACGAAUCCUGAACGAUCUCGGUUUUGUGAAGAACACUGUAUUGAUGGCUGCUUCUGCCCCCCAGGGACUGUAUUUGAUGACAUCAACAAUUCUGGCUGCAUUCCUCAGCAGGAGUGCUCUUGUAUUUACAAUGGCAAAACCUAUGCUACAGGAACUUCUUUUUCAGAGCCAUGCCAGACCUGUACCUGUAAUGGAGGUCAGUGGAGCUGCCAAGACAAGUCAUGCCCAGGAACUUGCUCUGUAGUGGGAGGUUCCCACAUUUCCACAUAUGAUAAGAAGAACUAUGAUCACCACGGAGACUGCACUUACGUCCUGUCUAAGGACUGUAAAGGUGACAAAUUUACCAUCCUGGCAGAACUACGCAAGUGUGGCCUGACUGACACUGAGACCUGCUUAAAGUCCGUGACCCUCAACAUGAACAAAGGACAAACUAUCAUCGAGGUCAAACCUGAUGGUGGUGUGUUUGUGAACUCGAUCUACACCCAGCUGCCCAUGUCAGCAGCUAAUGUCACCAUGUUCAGACCUUCCUCAUUCUUCAUGAUCAUGGACACAAGCUUUGGCGUCCAGGUUGAAAUGCAGUUCACACCCAUGAUGCAAGUGUUUGUGCGUCUGGACGCUUCUUUCAAAAACCAGACUUGUGGUCUCUGUGGAAACUUCAAUAACAUCCAAACUGAUGACUUCAAGGUCAUCAGUGGAAUAAUUGAAGGAACAGCAUCAGCCUUUGCUAAUACAUGGAAAACUCAGGCUUCAUGUCCUAAUAUCCAGCAGAGUUUUGAGAAUCCUUGUGCACUCAGCAUCGAUAAUGAAAAAUAUGCUCAGCAUUGGUGUGGACUCCUCACUAACAGCACAGGACCUUUUGCUGCUUGUCACUAUGCAAUCAAUCCGGCUGUUUACCACACGAACUGCAUGUUUGACACAUGUAACUGUGAAAACAGUGAGGACUGUCUGUGUGCUGCCCUGUCUGCCUAUGUGAGAGCUUGUGCUGCAAAAGGAAUCCAGCUGCAGGGAUGGAGGGCUGAUGUCUGCUCAAAAUAUACCACCUCAUGUCCCAAAUCCCUGAGCUACAGCUAUACCAUCUCUUCUUGUCAACCCACCUGCCGCUCUCUGAGUGAGCCUGAUGUCACGUGCAACAUCAAGUUUGUCCCAGUUGAUGGCUGUACCUGCAUAAAUGGAACCUACGUGGAUGACAGUGGCAAAUGUGUGCCUGCUAAUGAAUGCCCCUGCUACUACAGAGGAUCUCCUUUACCAUUUGGAGAAGCAAUCCAUGAAAAUGGGCGUGUAUGCACUUGUGUCCAGGGAAGACUGAAUUGCAUCGGAGCACCAAAUCCAACUCCAGUCUGUGAAUCUCCCAUGGUCUACUUUGAUUGUAAAAACAACACAGCAGGAACAACUGGAGCAGAAUGUCAGAAAAGCUGCCAGACUCUGGAUAUGCAGUGUUAUAGCUCACAAUGUACAUCUGGCUGUGUGUGCCCAGAUGGGCUUGUGUUAGAUGGGAAUGGUGGUUGUAUCCCUGAAGAGAAAUGUCCAUGUAUUCACAAUGAAGCCAUGUAUCAGCCUGGGGAAAAGAUCAACUUUGACUGUAACACCUGUGUAUGCAAGAAUAGGAAGUGGGAAUGUACCAAAAAUCAAUGUCUGGGCACUUGUGCUGUUUAUGGAGAUGGUCAUUACAACACCUUUGAUGACAAAAGGUUCAGCUUCAAUGGAAACUGUGAAUACACACUAGUCCAGGACCACUGUGGGAAAAGUGGCACAGUCAAUGGCACCUUCAGGGUUGUCACUGAAAAUAUUCCCUGUGGCAACACUGGGACAACUUGCUCAAAAUCUAUCAAAGUUUUCUUAGAGAGCUAUGAACUGAUCCUUGGCGAAGAGCGUGUCAGUGUCGUGAAGAGAGGCCAGAACAACGAGGUGCCAUACACAGUCCGCUAUAUGGGAAUGUACUUGGUCAUUGAGACCAAAAGUGGACUGAUCCUCAUGUGGGACAAGAAAACCAGCAUCUUCAUCAAGCUCAGCCCUGGCUUCAAGGGCCAGGUCUGUGGUCUCUGUGGAAAUUAUGAUGGCAACAGCGUCAAUGACUUUACUACCAGGAGUCAAUCUGUAGUAGAGAAUGUCCUAGAGUUUGGAAACAGCUGGAAAGUAUCCUCUACAUGCCCUGAUGCUUUCACUGUCAAGGACCCAUGUUCUACCAACCCUUAUCGGAAGUCCUGGUCAGAGAAGCAAUGUAGCAUCAUCAACAGCAAAGUCUUUGCUGCCUGUCACUCUCAGGUUGAACCAGCAAAAUAUUACCAAGCAUGUGUGACAGACGCUUGUGCCUGCGACACUGGAGGAGAUUGUGAUUGCUUUUGUACAGCAGUCGCUGCCUAUGCUCAAGCAUGUAGUGAAGUUGGUGUAUGCGUAGCCUGGAGAAGCCCAACAAUUUGUCCACUGUUCUGUGAUUACUACAAUCAGCAAGGAGAAUGUGAAUGGCACUAUAAGCCUUGUGGUGCUUCCUGUAUGAAGACCUGUAAGAACCCAAGUGGAAAAUGCCUCAAUGACCUGCCAGGUUUAGAAGGCUGCUACCCUAACUGCCCACCAGACAAGCCAUAUUUUCAUGAGGAUCAGAUGAAGUGUGUUAGUCUCUGUGACUGUUAUGAUGAUGAAGAUGGAAAGAUAUAUAAACGGGAUGAAUGCAAUAUAUGUGAGUGCACAGAAGAAGGCUUACAGUGCAAGUUUGAUGAUAAAGCCUGCAACUGCGUUUAUGAAGGGAAUAGCUAUAAAUAUGGUGAACUCAUCUACAACACCACAGACGGAACUGGAUGGUGUAUCAGUGCAACAUGCGAUGCCAAUGGAACAAUAAGCAGAGACAUCUUUAAAUGUGGCGUUUUUACAACAACCCCAUUUACAUUUUCCACGAGUCAGCCCACAACUACUGCUUCAGAAAUGACAACUGCAAUUCCAGUGACGACUGUAUGUGUAAAAAAUGUCUGUGUGUGGUCAGAAUGGUUUGAUUCCACUCAGCCUGAAAACAAAGAGGACAGUGGAGAUUAUGAAACAUUUGAAAAUCUCAAGGAUAAAGGAUACAGUGUGUGUACAAACCCAAGUGAAGUUCAAUGCAGAGCCAAAGAAUACCCAGAUACUGAAAUUACCAACCUUAACCAAACCAUUGUGUGUAGUCAAAGCAGAGGAUUAAUAUGCAAUAACCAGGACCAAGAAUCUAAGCAAUGCUAUAAUUAUGAAAUCAGAAUAUCAUGCUGCAGAUACAUACCGUGUUCAGAAGUACAAACUACAGCACCAACAACCACAAGAGAAUUCAUAACUACUGCUGUAGAAUCAACACCAUUUACAGUACAGACAACAAUAAUACCAACAACACAAAGACAAGAAAGUGAAGUAACUACAACAACAGAAGAAAAAGAAAGAGAAAGAAAUACUCCCGUGACCGAAACCUCGGUAACAGCAACGACAUCAAAAGUCUCAACAACAGGUUACCAAAUAACUACUACAGCAGAACUUUCCACCGCGAUAACCCAACGUCCAUCACCACCCAGUACCAUCACCACUCUCCCAGAAUCAACACCAGAAACCACAGGCACAGAAUCAACACCAGGCACCACAAUAAUCUCCAGUACUACUGCCCUGCCAACACAAGGCACGACUGUCACUACACCCAGACCAAGAGUGCCUACUGAAGCUACCACCAUUGCCAGCACCUCCACAAGCACCACGGAAAGCACCACUACAUCAACGGAAAAAACUCUUCCAACUGUAUUAUCCACUGUGGCUAUUCAAACAACAUCUACAAUAACUGCCUCCACCCCUGAAAUAAAAACCACCACAGGCACCACACCUGUCCCCAGCACCACGGUACAACCCAGGGAGGCCACAACGACCACCAUCACUACCACCACCAGCACCUCUCCUCCCCAGACUGAAGGCACAACCACCAUCACCCCACCCACAACAACAGUGACCACCCCAGGCACCACCACUAUCCGCAUCUCCAAUUCCACAGACAACUGCGUGGUGGGGCGCUGUGCCUGGACACAGUGGUUUGAUGUGGACUCCCCUACUCCAGGCAGUGAAAAUGGAGAUACAGAGUCAUUUGAAAAAAUCCGAGCUGAUGGGUACAAGUUGUGUGAAAAGCCACAAGACAUCAAGUGCCGAGCUAAAGAUUACCCUGACACCAUUGUGAAAAUAAUGGGACAGAAAUUUGAGUGCAGCCUUGAGAGGGGGCUUGUGUGCAGAAAUAACGAGCAGCCUUCCAAGUACCCCACAUGCUUAGACUACGAGGUCUCAGUGCUGUGCUGUGACCAACACUGCCAGACAACAUUAGAACCAACAGGAACCACAGUACGCACCUCCACCACAUACCUCCCAGCAGAAACGACCACAGUGGCAACCCAACCUGCAGCAACAGCAACUGCCGUCCCCACUCUUCCACAGCGAGAAAAAACAACCACUGUAGGAACAAGUGCCCUCUCAACACCAGGUACCACCAUCACCCCACCCACAACAACAGUGCCCACCCCAGCCACUAGUACUGCCAGCACCUCAAGGAUCACUGAGAGAAGUACCACAACAGCCUCUGCAACAUCAGCUCCAGGAGAAACCUCCACUGUGGCAACCCAGACAGCAACGUCUCCAACUACAAUCUCUAACAUCAGAACAGAAACCACUGUUGGAACGACACCUGUCCCCAGCACUACAGUACAACCCAGAGAAGGCACAACCAAUAUCGCUACCACCACCAGCACCUCUCCCCCUCAAACUGAAGGCACAACCACCAUCAUUCCACCCCCAACAACUGUGCACAUAGAGGCUACAAGCACUGCCAGCACCUCAAGGAUCACUGAGAGAAGUAUCACAACAGCCUCAGCCACCUCAGCUCCAGGAGAAACCUCCACUGUGGCAACACAGACUGCAACAUCUCUCAUGACAACCGCUGAAGUUAAUAUAGGAACCACUGUUGGAACAACAGCUGUCCCCAGCACCACAGUACAACCCAGAGAGGGCACAACCCAUAUUGCUACCACCACCAGCACCUCUCCCCCUCAGACUGAAGGUACAACCACCAUCACUCCACCCACAACAACAGUACCUACCCCUGCCACCAGGACUGCCAGCACCUCAAGGAUCACUGAGAGAAGUACCACAACAGCCGCAGCCACCUCAGCUCCAGGAGAAACCUCCACUGCGGCAACCCAGACAGCAACAUCUCCAACUACAAUCUCUAACAUCAGAACAGAAACCACUGUUGGAACGACACCUGUCCCCAGCACUACAGUACAACCCAGAGAAGGCACAACCAAUAUCGCUACCACCACCAGCACCUCUCCCCCUCAGACUGAAGGCACAACCACCAUCAUUCCUCCCCCAACAACUGUGCCCCCCAAGGCCAUCAGCACUGCCAGCACCUCAAGGAUCACUGAGAGAAGUACCACAACAGCCUCUGCAACAUCAGCUCCAGGAGAAACCUCCACUGUGGCAACCCAGACAGCAACAUCUCCAACUACAAUCUCUAACAUUAGAACAGAAACCACUGUUGGAACGACAAAUGUUCCCAGCACCACAGUACAAGCCAGAGAGGGCACAACCCAUAUUGCUACCACCACCAGCACCUCUCCCCCUCAGACUGAAGGCACAACCACCAUCAUUCAUCCCCCAACAACUGCGCCGCCCAAGGCCAUCAGCACUGUCAGCACCUCAAGGACGACUGAGAGAAGUAUCACAACAGCCUCAGCCACCUCAGCUCCAGGAGAAACCUCCACUGUGGCAACACAGACUGCAACAUCUCUCAUGACAACCGCUGAAGUUAAUAUAGGAACCACUGUUGGAACAACAGCUGUCCCCAGCACCACAGUACAAGCCAGAGAGGGCACAACCAAUAUCGCUACCACCACCAGCACCUCUCCCCCUCAGACUGAAGGUACAACCACCAUCACUCCACCCACAACAACAGUACCUACCCCUGCCACCAGCACUGCCAGCACCUCAAGGAUCACUGAGAGAAGUACCACAACAGCCGCAGCCACCUCAGCUCCAGGAGAAACCUCCACUGCAGCAACCCAGGCGCCAACAUCUCCAACUACCAUCUCGAAUAUCAAAAUAGAAACCACUGUUGGAACAACACCUGUGCCCAGCACCACUGUACAACCCAGGGAGGCCACAACAACCACCAUCACUACCACCACCAGCACCUCUCCUCCCCAGACUGAAGGCACAACCACCAUCACCCCACCCACAACAACAGUGACCACCCCAGGCACCACCACAACGACCACCAUCACUACCACCACCAGCACCUCUCCUCCCCAGACUGAAGGCACAACCACCAUCACCCCACCCACAACAACAGUGACCACCCCAGGCACCACCACUAUCCGCAUCUCCAAUUCCACAGACAACUGCGUGGUGGGGCGCUGUGCCUGGACACAGUGGUUUGAUGUGGACUCCCCUACUCCAGGAAGUGAAAAUGGAGAUACAGAGUCAUUUGAAAAAAUCCGAGCUGAUGGGUACAAGUUGUGUGAAAAGCCACAAGACAUCAAGUGCCGAGCUAAAGAUUACCCUGACACCAUUGUGAAAAUAAUGGGACAGAAAUUUGAGUGCAGCCUUGAGAGGGGGCUUGUGUGCAGAAAUAACGAGCAGCCUUCCAAGUACCCCACAUGCUUAGACUACGAGGUCUCAGUGCUGUGCUGUGACCAACACUGCCAGACAACAUUAGAACCAACAGGAACCACAGUACGCACCUCCACCACAUACCUCCCAGCAGAAACGACCACAGUGGCAACCCAACCUGCAGCAACAGCAACUGCCGUCCCCACGCUUCCACAGCGAGAAAAAACAACCACUGUAGGAACAAGUGCCCUCUCAACACCAGGUACCACCAUCACCCCACCCACAACAACAGUGCCCACCCCAGCCACUAGUACUGCCAGCACCUCAAGGAUCACUGAGAGAAGUACCACAACAGCCUCUGCAACAUCAGCUCCAGGAGAAACCUCCACUGUGGCAACCCAGACAGCAACGUCUCCAACUACAAUCUCUAACAUCAGAACAGAAACCACUGUUGGAACGACACCUGUCCCCAGCACCACAGUACAACCCAGAGAAGGCACAACCAAUAUCGCUACCACCACCAGCACCUCUCCCCCUCAAACUGAAGGCACAACCACCAUCAUUCCACCCCCAACAACUGUGCACAUAGAGGCUACAAGCACUGCCAGCACCUCAAGGAUCACUGAGAGAAGUACCACAACAGCCUCUGCAACAUCAGCUCCAGGAGAAACCUCCACUGUGGCAACCCAGACAGCAACAUCUCCAACUACAAUCUCUAACAUUAGAACAGAAACCACUGUUGGAACGACAAAUGUUCCCAGCACCACAGUACAACCCAGAGAGGGCACAACCCAUAUUGCUACCACCACCAGCACCUCUCCCCCUCAGACUGAAGGCACAACCACCAUCAUUCAUCCCCCAACAACUGCGCCGCCCAAGGCCAUCAGCACUGUCAGCACCUCAAGGACGACUGAGAGAAGUAUCACAACAGCCUCAGCCACCUCAGCUCCAGGAGAAACCUCCACUGUGGCAACACAGACUGCAACAUCUCUCAUGACAACCGCUGAAGUUAAUAUAGGAACCACUGUUGGAACAACAGCUGUCCCCAGCACCACAGUACAAGCCAGAGAGGGCACAACCAAUAUCGCUACCACCACCAGCACCUCUCCCCCUCAGACUGAAGGUACAACCACCAUCACUCCACCCACAACAACAGUACCUACCCCUGCCACCAGCACUGCCAGCACCUCAAGGAUCACUGAGAGAAGUACCACAACAGCCGCAGCCACCUCAGCUCCAGGAGAAACCUCCACUGCAGCAACCCAGGCGCCAACAUCUCCAACUACCAUCUCGAAUAUCAAAAUAGAAACCACUGUUGGAACAACACCUGUGCCCAGCACCACUGUACAACCCAGGGAGGCCACAACGACCAUCAUCACUACCACCACCAGCACCUCUCCUCCCCAGACUGAAGGCACAACCACCAUCACCCCACCCACAACAACAGUGACCACCCCAGGCACCACCACUAUCCGCAUCUCCAAUUCCACAGACAACUGCGUGGUGGGGCGCUGUGCCUGGACACAGUGGUUUGAUGUGGACUCCCCUACUCCAGGCAGUGAAAAUGGAGAUACAGAGUCAUUUGAAAAAAUCCGAGCUGAUGGGUACAAGUUGUGUGAAAAGCCACAAGACAUCAAGUGCCGAGCUAAAGAUUACCCUGACACCAUUGUGAAAAUAAUGGGACAGAAAUUUGAGUGCAGCCUUGAGAGGGGGCUUGUGUGCAGAAAUAACGAGCAGCCUUCCAAGUACCCCACAUGCUUAGACUACGAGGUCUCAGUGCUGUGCUGUGACCAACACUGCCAGACAACAUUAGAACCAACAGGAACCACAGUACGCACCUCCACCACAUACCUCCCAGCAGAAACGACCACAGUGGCAACCCAACCUGCAGCAACAGCAACUGCCGUCCCCACGCUUCCACAGCGAGAAAAAACAACCACUGUAGGAACAAGUGCCCUCUCAACACCGGGCACCACCAUCACCCCACCCACAACAACAGUGCCCACCCCAGCCACUAGUACUGCCAGCACCUCAAGGAUCACUGAGAGAAGUACCACAACAGCCUCAGGCACAUCAGCUCCAGGAGAAACCUCCACUGUGGCAACCCAGGCGCCAACAUCUCCAACUACAAUCUCUAACAUCAGAACAGAAACCACUGUUGGAACAACAGCUGUCCCCAGCACUACAGUACAACCCAGAGAAGGCACAACCAAUAUCGCUACCACCACCAGCACCUCUCCCCCUCAAACUGAAGGCACAACCACCAUCAUUCCUCCCCCAACAACUGCGCCGCCCAAGGCCAUCAGCACUGCCAGCACCUCAAGGAUCACUGAGAGAAGCACCGCAACAGCCUCUGCAACAUCAGCUCCAGGAGAAACCUCCACUGUGGCAACCCAGACAGCAACAUCUCCAACUACAAUCUCUAACAUUAGAACAGAAACCACUGUUGGAACAACAGCUGUCCCCAGCACCACAGUACAACCCAGAGAGGGCACAACCAAUAUCGCUACCACCACCAGCACCUCUCCCCCUCAGACUGAAGGCACAACCACCAUUAUUCCUCCCCCAACAACUGUGCCUAAGGAAGCCACCAGCACUGCCAGCACCUCAAGAUUCACUGACAGAAGUACCACAACAGCCUCUGCAACAUCAGCUCCAGGAGAAACCUCCACUGUGGCAACCCAGGCGCCAACAUCUCCAACUACAAUCUCUAACACCAAAAUAGAAACCACUGUUGGAACGACACCUGUCCCCAGCACCACAGUACAACCCAGAGAGGGCACAACCCAUAUUGCUACCACCACCAGCACCUCUCCCCCUCAGACUGAAGGUACAACCACCAUCAUUCCUCCACCAACAACUGUGCCCCCCAAGGCCAUCAGCACUGCCAGCACCUCAAGGACGACUGAGAGAAGUAUCACAACAGCCUCAGCCACCUCAGCUCCAGGAGAAACCUCCACUGUGGCAACACAGACUGCAACAUCUCCCACGACAACCGCUGAAGUUAAUAUAGGAACCACUGUUGGAACAACAGCUGUCCCCAGCACCACAGUACAAGCCAGAGAGGGCACAACCCAUAUUGCUACCACCACCAGCACCUCUCCCCCUCAGACUGAAGGUACAACCACCAUCACUCCACCCACAACAACAGUACCUACCCCUGCCACCAGCACUGCCAGCACCUCAAGGAUCACUGAGAGAAGUACCACAACAGCCGCAGCCACCUCAGCUCCAGGAGAAACCUCCACUGUGGCAACCCAGGCGCCAACAUCUCCAACUACCAUCUCUAAUAUCAAAAUAGAAACCACUGUUGGAACAACACAUGUCCCCAGCACCACGGUACAACCCAGGGAGGCCACAACGACCAUCAUCACUACCACCACCAGCACCUCUCCUCCUCAGACUGAAGGCACAACCACCAUCACCCCACCCACAACAACAGUGACCACCCCAGGCACCACCACUAUCCGCAUCUCCAAUUCCACAGACAACUGCGUGGUGGGGCGCUGUGCCUGGACACAGUGGUUUGAUGUGGACUCCCCUACUCCAGGCAGUGAAAAUGGAGAUACAGAGUCAUUUGAAAAAAUCCGAGCUGAUGGGUACAAGUUGUGUGAAAAGCCACAAGACAUCAAGUGCCGAGCUAAAGAUUACCCUGACACCAUUGUGAAAAUAAUGGGACAGAAAUUUGAGUGCAGCCUUGAGAGGGGGCUUGUGUGCAGAAAUAACGAGCAGCCUUCCAAGUACCCCACAUGCUUAGACUACGAGGUCUCAGUGCUGUGCUGUGACCAACACUGCCAGACAACAUUAGAACCAACAGGAACCACAGUACGCACCUCCACCACAUACCUCCCAGCAGAAACGACCACAGUGGCAACCCAACCUGCAGCAACAGCAACUGCCGUCCCCACGCUUCCACAGCGAGAAAAAACAACCACUGUAGGAACAAGUGCCCUCUCAACACCAGGUACCACCAUCACCCCACCCACAACAACAGUGCCCACCCCAGCCACUAGUACUGCCAGCACCUCAAGGAUCACUGAGAGAAGCACCACAACAGCCUCAGGCACAUCAGCUCCAGGAGAAACCUCCACUGUGGCAACCCAGGCGCCAACAUCUCCGACUACAAUCUCUAACAUCAGAACAGAAACCACUGUUGGAACGACACCUGUCCCCAGCACCACAGUACAACCCAGAGAAGGCACAACCAAUAUCGCUACCACCACCAGCACCUCUCCCCCUCAGACUGAAGGCACAACCACCAUCAUUCCUCCCCCAACAACUGCGCCGCCCAAGGCCAUCAGCACUGCCAGCACCUCAAGGACGACUGAGAGAAGUAUCACAACAGCCUCAGCCACCUCAGCUCCAGGAGAAACCUCCACUGUGGCAACCCAGACUGCAACAUCUCUCAUGACAACCGCUGAAGUUAAUAUAGGAACCACUGUUGGAACAACAGCUGUCCCCAGCACCACAGUACAACCCAGAGAGGGCACAACCAAUAUCGCUACCACCACCAGCACCUCUCCCCCUCAGACUGAAGGUACAACCACCAUCAUUCCUUCCCCAACAACUGUGUCUAAGGAAGCCACCAGCACUGCCAGCACCUUAAGGACCACUGAGAGAAGUACCACAACAGCCACUGCAACAUCAGCUCCAGGAGAAACCUCCACUGUGGCAACCCAGACAGCAACAUCUCCCACGACAACCUCAGAGUUUAAAACAGGAACCACUAUUGGCAGCACAGCUCUCCCUGUCACCACGCCCCCCGCCAGAGAAAGAACAACCAUCAUCACUACCACCACCAGCAGUGCCUCCACCUCACCUGAAAUAAACCUUAGAACCACUACUGGCUCCUCAGGGGAAGUGGUAUACAACAGAACAGACAGAGCUGGCUGUAAUUUUUAUGCACUUUGCAGCAAGGAGUGUGAGAUUGAGCCCUUCCAGGGGCCAUGUCCUGUGACAACUUCUGUUCCUUCACUCUCCUCCUCAACCACAUCACAAGCUGCCUCACCAACCACAGCAACAACCUUCACAACUUCAGUAGAAAGAAACUGUACUGAUGUCAAUCCUGCACGAAAGCCUGGAGAAGAGUGGAUAAAUGAAUGCCAGAAGUGUGUCUGUGACUCCCUCACUGCUACUGUGCAAUGCCAGCCACUCCCAUGCCAAACAGCUCAGCAAACUAUUUGUGACCUAGGAUUUGUUUCCAUGCCUGUUGGAAAAUCAGUAGUAAUCGAUUCAUGUAAGAAGUGUACCUGCAGUUCUGAGAAAGAUCCAGAGACUAAUGCAAACAUUAUGCAUUGUGAAACAGUUCAUUGUGAGACAUCUUGCCCACUGGGUUACCAAUACAUGACUGAGGAAGGAGAGUGCUGCGGGAAAUGUAUUGAAGUAGCUUGCAAAGUCAGACUCAGUAACAACACUGUUCAUGUGCUCAAUGUUAACGAGAUCCUGCCAUUCGAUCAGUGCAGCCAUUACAAAUGUGAAAAAAUUGAAGAUCAGUUUGUUCCAGUCCAAACUAAAAAAGUAUGCCCUGAGUACGACGCCGGAGAGUGUGAUCCUGUAAGUUUGAAUCAAUUUUCAUUGACUGAAUUCACUUUAAAUGAACAAGGAGGGACAAGGAAAAAUACUACAAAUCACUUCCACUGA